Molecule: messenger RNA, 1502 nt
Organism: Aricia agestis (brown argus)
Lineage: Eukaryota; Metazoa; Arthropoda; Insecta; Lepidoptera; Lycaenidae
Exons: 2
Coding region: 39-1502 (487 amino acids)
Source: RefSeq, a predicted model, not a curated record
UUAAUGUUUCCUCGCUUAUAGUGGAUAGUAUUACGGACAUGUUGCCGAACGCUCAUGUGGACGUAUCCGCACUUACUCAUCUCGAGAAAUUGCCUCUCGCAGAUUUAGAUUUUGCGCUUCCGGGUAAUAUCGAUAUUUUGAUCGGAGCUGCAGUAUUCCCGCACUUACUGCUACCUAACAUAGUACGCAGUGAGCAAGAUAAUUUACCUCCCGCUAUUGAGACGGUUUUCGGUUAUGUGAUUAUGGGCGCCGUGCCUACGUCACAUAGUUCUCGUUAUACUACGUCUUGCUGUUCUGUUCUUCAAGAAAAUAACAUUAAUUCUCUCGUAAAGCGAUUUUGGGAGCUUGAAGAGAUUUCCGCGCCGCCCUCGAUGAGUCAUAAGGACCUCGAGUGUGAAGAACAUUUCCGCGCUACUACUGUUCGCGAUAACAGUGGUAGGUAUAUAGUCGCGUUACCAUUUUGUGGUGACCCUUAUUCGCUAGGCGAUUCGUACGCCGUCGCUCUCAGACGUUUUCAUUGUUUAGAACGAAAACUGAAUUCGUCACCUAACUUACGCCGCGCUUAUAAUGACGUUAUUCGUGACUACAUCGAUAAAUAUUUUUUGAGCCCAGUUGUGAGUGAUAACGCUGACUGCGUUCCCGCAUAUUAUAUUCCGCAUCACGGUGUAGUUCGCGAAGAUAAAAUUUCCACUAAACUCCGCGUAGUUUUAGACGCUAGCUGUCGGACUACAUCGGGCCAGUCUAUCAAUGAUAUUUUGCAUACUGGACCGAAUCUACAGGGUGAUUUAUUUAACAUAAUAAUAAAUUUUCGUCUUUUCAAAAUUGCUUUGUCAGCUGAUUGUCGACAAAUGUUUCUUAAUAUAGGCGUUCACGAAUCUGACCGUAGAUUCCAGCGUAUAUUUUACCGCUUUAGUAAUGAUGAACCUAUAACGGUUUACCAAUUUAACCGCGUUUGUUUCGGACUUAGGUCCAGUCCAUAUCACGCCUUACGAGUUGUGCGUCAACUGAUUGCUGAUGAAGGCGAUGAUUUUCCCGCUGCUGCGUUAGCAGCUUCUAAGUCUUUAUUUAUGGACGAUAUCGUUUGUAGCGUUAUAGACACUCCGCGCGCAAUUUCGCUUUGUGAAGAGCUUAUUCAGCUUUUCAAGCGAGGCCAAUUUGAUCUUGUCAAAUGGACGAGUAAUUCAAAGGAGGUUCUCGCACACUUAUCUGAUUCUCAUAAGGCUUCACCGGACCUUGAGUUCGAUAAGUCCAUUCCGCAUAAGGUCCUCGGCUUGCGCUGGGACAGAUCGCAAGAUAGUUUUCGCUUUGACGUCGCACUGCCUGAUGCGAAGUGUACCAAACGCAUAAUGCUGUCCACAAUAGCUCGACUUUGGGACAUAAUGGGUUUUGUGGCUCCCACCAUUUUGUACGCCAAGCUCUUGAUAAAAGAGCUUUGGUUGGCAAAGUAUUUCGUCCGCGUCCAACUUAUCCUCUUAUGGCAGACCUUCCUAGCCAACGCGUGA